This is a messenger RNA of Colletotrichum aenigma, 954 nucleotides long. RefSeq lists its product as uncharacterized. The record is from RefSeq and is a predicted model, not a curated record. The transcript has 2 exons. Bases 1 to 954 code for a protein of 317 amino acids. NCBI's taxonomy places the organism in Eukaryota, Fungi, Ascomycota, Sordariomycetes, Glomerellales, Glomerellaceae.
AUGGCAUUUUUUCACAAGCCACCUAUAUUCUGGUUCCCGACGACCGAAAUUCCGGGUUGGCUAUUCUUCGGCAUUUUUGUAGCAUUCGCCUCAGUCCGUGCCAAAGCAGCCUCCGCAGACACUGAUGCCGACGAUGCCUUGUCAGAUUUCACAAACGACCUAUUCACAGAUCUCGGACCUCUUUUGGCUCUGUUUGGUGAGCAAAUGACGAAGCAAUACAUUAGCGAAAGUACGAACUAUUACGACUAUUUCAUCUUUGGCAUGGGCCCCAUUGGUGUUAUCGCGACUAUAGUGUCUACUAUCCGCCUCUGUGGUCCCGCAUCUCUCCGUGCUAUCAUUGGAAGAUCUACAGAGGGCAACAGUGCGAUCGAGGCAAAGCUUUGUACUUCAACAAGUCGUGAUGUAUGCGAGGUUUUCAACAACGGCGGUAUUACUCGUGUCCUGGGCCAACCUAAAAUUCUCGAGCUCAUCCGUACGCCAAAGUACUACCUCCUCUACAUGGAAGCGUAUUCCCAUCGCGAAAUUAAUCGGAAAUCUGGCUUGUAUCUAUUCCGAGAUUUCGUAAAAGACGCCCAACGGGCAUGGAACCCGGAUUCGAAGCUAGAAUGGAGUCUCCCCCUUCUUCAACAGCUCAGUCCGGCUUCACAAAAUCCGCCCAACCUAUCGCUCAACAUUGGUAUCACUCAUUACAAUACAUGGGUCUUUUGUCUUGUUGCCUUGAUUGGGCUAAUUCUCCAAGCCGGCGUGCUUGUGGUUGCCGGCGUGGGCGUUUGGGUCUUGGGUUGGAACCUGAUCGAGGGUACUACAGCAUCGAAGAAUUACGCGCCCACCAUUUUCACUAUUGAUACAGUGUUCAUGUGCGGGGGAAUGUGUGCUUGCAUUGCCAUUAUUGGCCAGGCUACCACAGAAGUCCGGUGCAAACGCGCACCCUCUGUCACUGGCCGCCCCAUUUGA